Messenger RNA from Pseudophryne corroboree (corroboree frog), 3932 nucleotides. RefSeq names its product oocyte zinc finger protein XlCOF6-like. The coding region runs from base 175 to 2826 and encodes 883 amino acids. The record is from RefSeq and is a predicted model, not a curated record. Gene Ontology annotation, molecular function: DNA-binding transcription factor activity, RNA polymerase II-specific; RNA polymerase II cis-regulatory region sequence-specific DNA binding. The transcript is spliced from 8 exons. Gene Ontology annotation, biological process: regulation of transcription by RNA polymerase II. Gene Ontology annotation, cellular component: nucleus. NCBI's taxonomy places the organism in Eukaryota, Metazoa, Chordata, Amphibia, Anura, Myobatrachidae.
UUCCAACUCACUUCAUCGCGUUACAUCACUUCACGGUCCUGCCCACUUUUUUUCCCCGUAAGCGUAGAGCAACAUCCGGGACUUGAAGAGAGGAGACUUCAGACACUCCAGCCUUAAAGAACCAGAGUCUGUAUUACAUGUUGCACGGUCUGUAUUCUCACUGAUCCCCUGAGUAUGGAUAAAGACAGGAGUCACAAGGCUGAGAGGAUAAUAAAUAUCACCCUGGAGAUCAUCUACCUGCUGACUGGGGAGGGUUACACAGUAGUGAAGAAGACAUCCGGUGAGUGUGAGGCACCCAGCAGCCGUGCCCGUGUAUCAGGAGGACUGAGUAGGGCCCAGAUCCCUGUCACGGUGCCUCCACCUCACUCACUGAUACAUGAGAGGCAAGAUGCUCAGAAGAUUCUGGAACUCACCAACGAGAUCAUUCAGCUGCUGAUUGGAGAGGAGGAGGAGUAUAUAGAGGAACACAGGGGUCUGUACAAGGACAUGAUGAUGGAGAAUCACCGGCCCCUCACAUCAAUGGAUGGACCCAGUAACAGAGAUACCCCAGAGAGAUGUCCCCGUCCUCUGUAUUCCCAGGAUUGUACAGAGGAGAAUCACAGGACCCCACAGGAGGAUCAGGGUGGACAAGAAGAGAUGUAUGUGACUGAUAUGAAGGCAGAAGAUAUAGAGGGAGAAGAAGAGACGUAUGUGACUUAUAUAAAGGCAGAAGAUACAGAGGGAGAAGAAGAGACGUAUGUGACUGAUAUGAAGGGAGAAGAAGAGAUGUAUGUGAGGGGUGAUCAGCAGUGUAAGGAGGAGGAGAUCCCUACAGAUAUCAGCACAGCAGGUGGAUGUAGCAGCCGGAAUGUCUCAGAGGAUCAUCUUGCUUUAUCUCAGAAUAGUGAAAUAGAUGAUGAUGACAUCUCCCGAGAGUCUCCAGGAGAAAACCCAAUUACCCCAUCUAUACAUCCAAUACCUCACCGUGCAGUUAUAUCAUCUGAUCUUGGAAAAUUUUCUCAUAAUGCUGAUAUUGGGGCAUCUGCUAAAGUUCUUACAGUAGAUAAAACAUUUCCCUGUUCUAUAGAUGCCAGAUAUUCUACACAGAACACAAAGCUUGUUACCCAUCAGCCAGCUCAAGCAAGUGAAAGGCCAUUUCCAUGUUCUGAGUGUGGGAAAUGUUUUACAUACAAAUCACUUCUUCUUAGACAUCAGAGACAUCACACAGGUGAGAAACCAUUUUCCUGUUCUGAGUGUGGGAAAUGUGUUUUAACAAAAUCAGAGCUUGUUACACAUCAGAGAAGUCACACAGGUGAGAGGCCAUUUCCAUGUUCUGAGUGUGGGAAAUGUUUUACCCAGAUAUCAUCUCGUAUUGCACACCAGAGAAGUCACACAGGUGAGAAACCAUUUCCAUGUCCUUUGUGUGGAAAAUGUUUUUCAGUGAAAUCAAGUCUAAUUACACAUCAGAGAACUCACACGGUUGAAAAACCAUUUCCAUGUUCUGAGUGUGGGAAAUGUUUUGCACUGAAAACAUAUCUUGUUAAACAUCAGAGAAAUCACACAGGUGAGAAACCAUUUCCUUGUUCUGAGUGUGGGAAAUGUUUUAUACACAAAUCAGAUCUUGUUGAACAUGAGAGAACUCACACAGGUGAGAGGCCAUUUCCAUGUUCUGAGUGUGGGAAAUGUUUUACAAAGAAAUCAAUUCUUGCUGAUCAUCUGAGAAGUCACACAGGUGAGAGGCCAUUUCCUUGUUCAGAGUGUGGGAAAUGUUUUACACAGAAAUCACAUCUUGUUACACAUGAGAGAAGUCACACAGGUGAGAAGCCAUUUCCAUGUUCUGAGUGUGGGAAAUGUUUUUCAAAGAAAACAAAUCUUGUUAAACAUAUGAGAAUUCACACAGGUGAGAAACCAUUUUCAUGUUCUGAGUGUGGGAAAUGUUUUAGACUGAAAUCACUUCUUGUUUUACACGAGAGAAGUCACACAGGUGAGAGGCCAUUUCCGUGCCCUGAGUGUGGGAAAUGUUUUACACUGAAAUCACAUCUUGUUAAACAUCAGAGAAGUCACAAAGGUGAGAAACCAUUUCCAUGCUCUGAGUGUGGGAAAUGUUUUACACAGAAAUCCGAUCUUGUCAGACAUCAGAGAAGUCACACAGGUGAGAAACCAUUUCCAUGUUCUGACUGUGGGAGAUGUUUUAAACUGAAAUCAACUCUUGUUGCGCAUCAAAGACGUCACACAGGUGAGAGACCAUUUCCAUGUCCUGAGUGUGGGAAAUGUUUUACAAGGAAAUCAGCUCUUGUUACACAUCACAGAAUACACACGGGUGAGAAGCCAUUUCCAUGUCCUGAGUGUGGGAAAUGUUUUAGUGACAGAUCAGCUCUUGUUAUACAUAACAGAGAUCACACAGGUGAGAGGCCAUUUCUAUGUUCUGAGUGUGGAAAGUGUUUUAAACUGAAUUCACGUCUUGUUGCACAUCAGAGAAGUCACAAAGGUGAGAAACCAUUUCCAUGCUCUAAGUGUGGGAAAUGUUUUAAACUAAAAUCGCAUCUUGUUACACAUCAGAGAAGUCACACAGGUGAGAAACCAUUUCCCUGCUCUGAGUGUGGGAAAUGUUUUAAACUAAAAUCGCAUCUUGUUGAACAUCACAGAAUACACACAGAUGAGAAGCCAUUUAUUUGCUCUGAGUGUGGGAAUUGUUUUAAACUGAAAUCACGUCUUGUUGCACAUCAGAGAAGUCACACAUUGGAGAAGCCAUUUCCAUGUUCUGAGUGUGGGAAAUGUUUUAAACUGAAACCACAUCUUGUUAGACAUCAGAAGACACACCGGGGAGAAACCAUUUCCAAGUCCUGAGUAAGUGGAGUUCCUAAGAUGUAUAAACCUCAGUGAACAGCCUGUCACUGGCUCUUUAUUGACCUCUUCACAUUAUGACAUCAUUUUAGUUACUGUACAGUUGGGUACAUACUUGGGUAUUUGCUCAUUUUCUCCUGAAACCUGACAGAGACAGGUUCCUGCAAUAAACCUUCCCUCAAUGCACAUUUAUACAGCAGGUGCCCAGGGGAAUGUGAGGUUAGAAAUUAACAUUUUAGAUCUGAUUGUAUUGCGGCCUCAAUUCUGGCCAACCACCUUGAUUAACAUUCUCAAGGCCGUAUUCUCAGAUACAUCUUGCCUAUACCACACCCCUGCUCUCCACUGACUAGAUCAGCCAUCAUGGCCUGUAACUACACUUGCUGUACAAUGCUUGGGCUACAAGAUCUGACUGACAGUGGCGUGGAUUGGCCAAAUGCUCAACUGCAUCAAAAGCUUCCUAUUAGCUUUUUAAAUUAUUUCAAUGUCUCCAGAACCGGUGCUGUACUGACUGAUGAAAGCCCUUUGGUACCGGUCAUCCGCUUCCCGAUGAGUGUCUUUAACCUUCAAAAAAUCUUUCCUCUCGAUUUUGUCUAUCCUUUCUUUCAUCUUCUCCAGGGUACUUAUCUUACAUCCUUUUUCAGGAAUCGUCGGCAUCCUCUUUUAGUUCAUUACAGACCUCACUGUCCGUACAGUUCCUCUUAACCCUAGCAAACUGCAGGACCUCAUUUUAGCUGAUAGUUACCAUCAGAUCCCGUUUUCAUAUAUAGAAAAGCCCCGACGGUAAAGGGUCAGUUGGUGCGAAGCAGCCUGGAGGUAGAACCCAGAGGAAGUAUACGCUCAUAAGGCUUUCAUAGGUGCGGGGAUUGCCUUAUGGGUAAUACUGUCAAAAGUAUGAAGAGUAAAAUUAGAGUUCACUGUUAAUGGUAAAACCUACCCUACAAAAGAGUUUAUCUAAUGCAACUCAAAGAUGGUAGUCUUUGCUCUUGAGUGUGCAGGUGGUCUGUUAUAUAUAGGAAAUACCAUUAGGUGCCUUAAGGUCCAGUUACCAGAACACGUGUACGACAUACGGAAGGGUUGAAAGACACACGGCUUCUGCACAUUUUAGGAAA